Leguminivora glycinivorella is the source of this 2174-nucleotide messenger RNA. It is a transcript of the gene Hibch, whose product is annotated as 3-hydroxyisobutyryl-CoA hydrolase, mitochondrial. The coding region runs from base 141 to 1244 and encodes 367 amino acids. Gene Ontology annotation, molecular function: 3-hydroxyisobutyryl-CoA hydrolase activity. NCBI's taxonomy places the organism in Eukaryota, Metazoa, Arthropoda, Insecta, Lepidoptera, Tortricidae. The transcript has 5 exons. The record is from RefSeq and is a predicted model, not a curated record. Gene Ontology annotation, biological process: L-valine catabolic process. Gene Ontology annotation, cellular component: mitochondrion.
CGUUUAGCUCGCUUAUGUAAAUAUAUAGUUGUAUGGUGAAUUGUGUGUUGAACUUUAAUACUAGUACUAGUCAGCCUCGCCUUACCGAUAAGUUUUGAAUUUGUGUUAACUUAUUGAUAACAUCUUUCGCGGGGUUCAAGAUGUUCAAGUUACGGCUCAAACUAUCGAAUGCUCUAGCCCUCAAGCGCAUGAUGUCAACUCAAGAAUCAGAUGUCCUAUUUGAAACCCUAAACAAUGCAGGCAUUAUCACACUAAAUCGUCCCAAAGCCCUAAAUUCUCUUAACACGUCUAUGGUAACAAAACUAUUACCGCAGCUUCAAGAAUGGGAAAACACUAAAACCUGUGUCAUAGUGAAAGGAGCGGGGGACAAAGCUUUCUGUGCAGGCGGAGAUGUUAAAGCGGCUAUAGAUAAGGUAGAAGGACCGAUCUUCUUCCAUACAGAAUAUAAUGUAAACUAUCUUAUUGGAAAGUAUAAGAUUCCUUACAUAGCGAUAAUCAAUGGAAUCACCAUGGGAGGUGGUUUAGGUUUGUCAGUGCAUGGACGGUACAGGGUAGCAACAGAGAAGACUCUCAUAGCUAUGCCGGAGACAAAGAUUGGAUUGUUCCCAGAUGUCGGUGGAUCAUAUUUCUUGCCGAGGUUGCAGGUCAAUUUAGGAUUGUAUUUAGGAUUAACAGGUGACAGAUUAAAAGGCAAAGACAUUGUCAAAGCCGGCAUAGCCACCCACUUCGUCCCAUCCUCCCGUCUCUACGAGCUAGAGACUCUUCUCUCCCGCUGCUCCAACGAGAAUGAGAUACAAGCGCUGCUGACCAAGUUCCAUGAGCCGGCUGAGGAGUUCUCUCUAGCGGAGAAUAUUAAGCAUAUUAAUUAUUGCUUCGCUGCUGGCAGCGUCGAGGAGAUUAUUGAGAGGCUGCAAAAAGUUAAUAAUGACUGGUCUAAUAAAACAUUGAAGACGCUUCACUCCGUGUGCCCCGGCUCGCUCAAGAUCACCCUGCGUGCGCUGCAGCGCGGGGCGCAGCUACACCUGGGGCAGUGCCUCAAGAUGGAGUACCGAGUGGCCUGCCGCAGCACCGAGAGCCACGACUUUCCUGAAGGUGUCCGCGCCCUCCUAAUUGACAAAGACAACAGUCCUAAAUGGAAACCGGCCACCCUCGCGGAAGUGACCGACGACUAUGUGGAAGAGUUUUUCAAGAAGCUUCCAGAAGAUAGGGAACUCAAGUUCUUCGACUUUGAGUCUAAACUCUAACUACCUGGUAUGCAAUACCUCUUGCAAACCCUGGGAGGUGCGAUACACUCGCGAAAAGGGGAAUCGUAAUUCGUGUCGAUUUAAAACACUCCUGUCGUUCGUGUUUUAAUUUAUCGUCACUCGUUUCGAAUUGUCUCUUUUCCGCACUUGUAUCGUAAUGUAAAUUAGUACAUCACCUCUCAGAGUUUGGUUCAUUCGGUAUAAAGUAAGGAGAAAUGUAAAAGAUAACAGAUAGCAUUACUUACGUAAUCUUUAUAAUUUCAAAUCCCAUACAACCAAAUUCAUACCUAGCUAAGAUUCAACGAUUUGUUACACUAAUUUGCAACGAUUUUGAGUCUUGCAUAAGAAAGGUUAAGCCGGAUGCACAAACGCUCACAAUAAUAUCUCUUUCGUAGCUAUCUAUCUCUAUCGAUGUUGCGUAUUGACGCGACAGAGCCAGACUACCUUUCUGCGGUUUCGAUUUCGUUUCGCAUCGCGGAAAUGUCAUUCGGCUACGGGGCCUGACCAAAAAUAUAUGAUUAGUCAGAUGGGCGCUAUUAUUCUGAUGUAUGGGAUAACAGUUCAGUUACAUGGUAGUCAAUGACUACCAUAGUCAUAUAUUUCUGGUCAUGAUUUAAACGGUUCAUUUUCCUGUAACCUUGAUGUUUACAAUAACAUUUGCACCGGAGUUGUCAAAAUCGCUGGUAACCUAGCUUAGUAUGACUAUACAACUGAUUAUUCCGGUACAAAAUAAUUUUCUCCAUAACAUUUGUUUUGGUCUAGUCAAAUAAAAUAAAACAAAUUUUAACAGGAACAUUUCGAAAAAUUUAUUUUUUUGUAUGAAUGAAUACAGUUAAAAAUGACGAGUUUCGAACUACGUUCGACCCGAACGCGUGAAAAUUAGUGUCCGACCGAAACAUGUUUUCUGGCGAAACUGACGAAGGUUCGGCC